CCCUUCCCUGUAGGCAGCCGGCCCGGCAGCCCGCGCGUCCGCACUGCCUGCCUCCCGGCCCCUGGCGCUCGGGCUGGGUCUCUCCCCCGCCCCCAGGCUCCCCCGGUCGCUCUCCUCAGGCGGUCGCCGGCGCUCGGUGGAUGUGGCUGGCAGCCGCCGCCCCCUCCCUCGCUCGCCGCCUGCUCUUCCUCGGCCCUCCGCCUCCUCCCCUCCUCCUUCUCCUCCUCAGCCGCUCCUCUCGCCGCCGCCGCCUCCACAGCCUGGGCCUCGCCGCGAUGCCGGAGAAGAGGCCCUUCGAGCGGCUGCCUGCCGACGUCUGCCCCAUCAAUUACAGCCUUUGCCUCAAGCCCGACUUGCUGGACUUCACCUUCGAGGGCAAGCUGGAGGCAUCCGCCCAGGUGAGGCAGGCAACCAAUCAGAUUGUGAUGAAUUGUGCUGAUAUUGACAUUAUUACAGCUUCAUAUGUACCAGAAGGAGAUGAAGAAAUACAUGCUACAGGAUUUAACUAUCAGAAUGAAGAUGAAAAAGUCACCUUGUCUUUUCCUAGUACUCUCCAACCAGGUACAGGAACUUUAAAGAUAGAUUUUGUUGGAGAGCUGAAUGAUAAAAUGAAAGGUUUCUAUAGAAGUAAAUAUACUACCCCUUCUGGAGAGGUGCGCUAUGCUGCUGUCACACAGUUUGAGGCUACUGAUGCCCGGAGAGCUUUUCCUUGCUGGGAUGAGCCUGCCAUCAAAGCAACUUUUGAUAUCUCACUGGUUGUUCCUAAAGACAGAGUAGCUUUAUCAAACAUGAAUGUAAUUGAUCGGAAACCAUAUCCUGAUGAUGAAAAUGUAGUGGAAGUGAAGUUUGCUCGCACACCUGUCAUGUCUACGUAUCUGGUGGCAUUUGUUGUGGGUGAAUAUGACUUUGUAGAAACAAGGUCAAAAGAUGGUGUGUGUGUCCGUGUUUACACCCCUGUUGGCAAAGCAGAGCAAGGAAAAUUUGCGUUAGAGGUUGCUGCUAAAACUCUGCCUUUUUAUAAGGACUACUUCAAUGUUCCUUAUCCUCUACCUAAAAUUGAUCUCAUUGCUAUUGCAGACUUUGCAGCUGGUGCCAUGGAGAACUGGGGCCUUGUUACUUAUAGGGAGACUGCAUUGCUUAUUGAUCCAAAAAACUCCUGUUCUUCAUCACGCCAGUGGGUUGCCCUGGUUGUGGGACAUGAACUCGCCCAUCAAUGGUUUGGAAAUCUUGUUACUAUGGAAUGGUGGACUCAUCUUUGGUUAAAUGAAGGCUUCGCAUCAUGGAUUGAAUAUCUGUGUGUAGACCACUGCUUCCCAGAGUAUGAUAUCUGGACUCAGUUUGUUUCUGCUGAUUACACACGUGCCCAGGAGCUUGAUGCUUUAGAUAACAGCCAUCCUAUUGAAGUCAGUGUGGGCCAUCCUUCUGAAGUUGACGAGAUAUUUGACGCUAUAUCAUAUAGCAAAGGUGCAUCUGUCAUCCGAAUGCUACAUGACUACAUUGGGGAUAAGGACUUUAAGAAAGGAAUGAACAUGUAUUUAACCAAGUUUCAACAAAAGAAUGCUGCCACAGAGGAUCUCUGGGAAAGUUUAGAAAAUGCCAGUGGUAAACCUAUAGCCGCUGUGAUGAAUACCUGGACCAAACAAAUGGGAUUCCCUCUCAUUUACGUGGAAGCGGAACAGAUAGAAGAUGACAGACUACUGAGGUUGUCCCAAAGGAAGUUCUGUGCCAGUGGACCAUAUGUUGGAGAAGACUGUCCCCAGUGGAUGGUUCCUAUCACAAUCUCUACUAGUGAAGAUUCCAGCCGUGCCAAAAUGAAGAUUCUAAUGGACAAGCCAGAGAUGAAUGUAGUUUUAAAAGAUGUCAAACCAGACCAGUGGGUGAAGUUAAACCUGGGAACCGUUGGGUUUUAUCGGACCCAAUACAGCUCAGCCAUGCUGGAAAGUUUAUUACCAGGCAUUCGUGACCUUUCUCUGCCCCCUGUGGAUCGACUUGGAUUACAGAAUGACCUCUUCUCCUUGGCUCGAGCUGGAAUCAUUAGCACUGUAGAGGUUCUAAAAGUCAUGGAGGCUUUUGUGAAUGAGCCCAAUUAUACUGUAUGGAGCGACCUGAGCUGUAACCUGGGGAUUCUCUCAACUCUCUUGUCCCACACAGACUUCUAUGAGGAAAUCCAGGAGUUUGUGAAAGAUGUCUUUUCACCUAUAGGGGAGAGACUGGGCUGGGACCCCAAGCCUGGAGAAGGUCAUCUAGAUGCACUCCUGAGGGGCUUGGUUCUGGGCAAACUAGGGAAGGCAGGACAUAAGGCAACGUUAGAAGAAGCCCGUCGUCGGUUUAAGGACCAUGUGGAAGGGAAACAGAUUCUCUCCGCUGAUUUGAGGAGUCCGGUCUAUCUGACUGUUUUGAAGCAUGGUGAUGGCACUACCUUAGACAUUAUGCUGAAGCUUCACAAACAAGCAGAUAUGCAGGAAGAGAAAAACCGGAUUGAAAGAGUCCUUGGGGCUACUCUUUCACCUGAAUUGAUUCAAAAAGUCCUCACGUUUGCACUUUCAGAAGAGGUACGUCCACAGGACACUGUAUCAGUAAUUGGUGGAGUGGCUGGAGGCAGUAAGCAUGGAAGGAAGGCUGCUUGGAAAUUCAUAAAAGACAACUGGGAAGAACUUUAUAAUCGAUACCAGGGAGGAUUCUUAAUAUCUAGACUAAUAAAGCUAUCAGUUGAGGGAUUUGCAGUUGAUAAAAUGGCUGGAGAAGUUAAGGCUUUCUUCGAGAGUCACCCAGCUCCUUCAGCUGAGCGUACCAUCCAGCAGUGUUGUGAAAAUAUCCUGCUGAAUGCUGCUUGGCUAAAGCGUGAUGCUGAGAGCAUCCACCAGUACCUCCUUCAGCGAAAGGCGUCACCACCCACAGCGUGAACCCGGAGCAUGCCGCCACUGCGGUUCUGCUGCUUCAUGCAGGGAUAAGGUGGAGCAACCGAACAGCUGAUUCAUAUGCCAAGAAUUUGGAGUCUUCUUUCAAGCCAGUGGGGGUUGGACAAUGAAUGUAGUUAACUGGUUCCUGCUCACACUCCAGAAUUAAAUUCUAUUGAAAAAGGAAAAUCAGCAAUUCAGCAAAAAAAAUAAAAAAUAAAAAAAUGUAAAUAUGAUAGUAAUAAAAUAGAGCAUAACGAAACUGUGAAACUUCCUGAAGCCUUGUCAGUGGUUAAAAGUAUUUAACACUCUCCUGUUAAUGACAGAUGUUCUGUUUUUAUAACCUACCAAAAGGAAACUAGAGGCUUCUGGGUAAAGAGGAUUUUUGUGAAAUGGGUUCUACAAGCAGCCUACAAGCCAAGGGUAGUGUCCAUUGCUGGGGAUGUUAAACAUGAAAAGGCUGAUAGCUGGUAUAACAUAGAGUCUGUGCAUAAUCUCAAGUGGGGUUUUUUUUUUUUUUUUUUUUGGCAUGGGGACUGAUCAGGAAGAUAUAUUUUCCUGCAUAACUCAAUCUGAACCAAGGAUUGUAGUUUUCCUCCUUGCUUUCCCUUCUGUGUGACCCCUUGGCAAAAAAAAAAAAAAAAAAAAAGUUUAAAAAAAGCAACCUAUCCUGGUCUGGGUUUUUUCCUCCCCUAGUUCCAUCCCCAACCCACCACUCCGGUGUCCUUCUUAGAGAUAAAGAAAUAAUAAGGAAACAUCUUUUAUAGCCACAUUAAAUAAGAGAAACUGAUAUACAUUAUUUUUUUCUUUCUUUUUUAAGAUGACUUUUAAGAACCCUGAAAUGCAUAUAGGUGAGACAAUAGAAAUGAAAGGUUUUCAUCCAGGCCUUUCUGAAGGAGUUACUCUGCUGCAAAUGGUCUUAGUUGUCUGACAGGCCAACUGUUGAAUCUCUUUAUGACAGUAUCAACACUGGCUUCUUCUGGUUCAUUUCGGGCAUGUAAGAAGUCAUUGGUAACUGCUGCAGGGCCUGUAUAUUAGUGGUAACUGGUUUUAAAAACAACAAAGACUAUAAGCCUGUGUGUGCCACUCUGCUUCCACAGUGUAUCCUACUAACAAGCCUCACCAACCUAAUCCAGUAAAUUUUAAGUCUAAAUCUCAUUCCUUUCCUCUUUCCCUACCUUUUUUCUUUUCUUUUUCUUAAAAAAAAAUAUUUUUGUGUGUUAUUAACAGGAAUUCAUAUUUGGUGUGGCUUAACUGUAUUUCAGAAGGUCAUCAGAUUGUGAGACUGCUUCCUUGAAACAUUUUUGUGCUAUUGUUUUAAAAAAAAAUAAUUAAAAAACAGUUGGCGUUAAUAAAAAUGUCAAUGUGAAAUAGA
Balaenoptera musculus (blue whale) is the source of this 4272-nucleotide messenger RNA. It is a transcript of the gene NPEPPS, whose product is annotated as aminopeptidase puromycin sensitive. Bases 141 to 2903 code for a protein of 920 amino acids. Gene Ontology annotation, biological process: peptide catabolic process; proteolysis. The transcript has 23 exons. NCBI's taxonomy places the organism in Eukaryota, Metazoa, Chordata, Mammalia, Artiodactyla, Balaenopteridae. The record is from RefSeq and is a predicted model, not a curated record. Gene Ontology annotation, cellular component: cytoplasm. Gene Ontology annotation, molecular function: metalloaminopeptidase activity; zinc ion binding; peptide binding.